Molecule: messenger RNA, 1413 nt
Organism: Cucurbita moschata (crookneck pumpkin)
Lineage: Eukaryota; Viridiplantae; Streptophyta; Magnoliopsida; Cucurbitales; Cucurbitaceae
Product: F-box protein PP2-A13-like
Exons: 4
Coding region: 196-1101 (301 amino acids)
Molecular function (GO): protein binding
Source: RefSeq, a predicted model, not a curated record
AAUCUCUCUGUCUCUCUCUCUGUCUAAAAUGAUUUAUUAGUUAUCAGGGAGUUCUUGAAUUCUCGUCCUCUUUGGAUAUUUCUUUCUCUGAAUUCUUGGCUGAUGUAGUUUUCAGGGGUUUUGAAGUGGUGAUUACCUUGAAAAAUCGAUUUGGAUGUUCGAGAUUGUUCGAUUUUGAUUAGGUAUUUGAAAUAAAUGAGUUUGGGUUUGGUUUUGUUCCUCCCCUUGAAUCUCGUGGUGAAGAUCUUCAGAUUCAGUGGAAGAAAUUGUCCGCUAUUCAUGUCUGGACUCGAAGAUAUGCCGGAAAAUUGCGUGGCUCUGGUUCUGAUGCAUAUGGACCCGCCGGAGAUUUGCAAAUUAGCCGGAGUGAACCGACUUUUCCGCGACGCUGCUUCGGCGGAUUUCGUAUGGGAAUCGAAGUUGCCGUCUAACUAUCAGUUUCUGAUCGACAAAGCACUGGAGUUCGAGGAGAAAGAUAAAGCUAUGAUGAAUUUGAGGAAGAAAGAUGUUUAUUCUAGGCUUUGUAAACGAAAUCCCUUAAAUGGCGUCUCGAAGGAGUUUUGGCUCGACAAGAGAACUGGAGGCUUAUCAAUGGCGAUUUCUUGGAAGGCAUUGACGAUUACUGGAAUUGGUGAUAGGAGAUAUUGGAAUCAUAUCUCAACUGAUGAAUCUAGAUUUCAGUCGAUAGCUUAUCUUCAACAAACAUGGUGGUUCGAGGUGAAGGGAGAGCUGAAGUUCCAGUUCCCAGAAGGAAGAUAUGCAGUGUUCUUCCGGCUUCAUCUCGGCAAACCGUCGAAGAGACUCGGUCGUCGGAUCUGCCUGAUGGAUCAAGUCCAUGGCUGGGACGUAAAGCCAGUGAGGUUUCAGCUGACGACAUCCGAUAAUCAGCACACCGAGUCACGGUGCUUCUUGGGCAGUCCUGGGAACUGGGUGAACUACCAUGUGGGAGAUUUCACCAUUGAAAGUGGCAGCAGCAGCAGCAACAUGAUGAAGCUCAAAUUCGCAUUGACUCAGAUUGAUUGCACUCACACCAAAGGAGGCCUCUGCCUAGACUCUGUGCUCAUACAGCCUAAAGAUUUUGUAGCUAAAAACAACAGGUAAAAUAUCGAACCUCUUGCGGCCUUUUAGACGACACGGUUUAUCUGAAAGAGUGCCUUUCUUUACUCGACAAACUCGGGAUGGCUUGGAAGCCUGAUGGGGCUCUCGAGACCAGCACUCCAAGUCUCCGAGCCUCCUUCGAGUCGAUUGGUGAAUCGGGAGGUCGGUCACUCACUUGUCGUAGCAAUGCUUGGUUUUUCCAAUUUUCAGACAUGUUUUGUCUGAAAGUUUUGGUGUCAUUUUAUGUUUUUGAAACCUCCAAAUGAACCAAAUAGGGAUUGAAAUGUGCAAAAAAAAAAAAAAAAAAAAAAAAAA